Prosopis cineraria is the source of this 4241-nucleotide messenger RNA. Its product is annotated as probable phospholipid-transporting ATPase 4. NCBI's taxonomy places the organism in Eukaryota, Viridiplantae, Streptophyta, Magnoliopsida, Fabales, Fabaceae. Bases 248 to 3934 code for a protein of 1228 amino acids. Gene Ontology annotation, biological process: phospholipid translocation. The record is from RefSeq and is a predicted model, not a curated record. Gene Ontology annotation, cellular component: plasma membrane. Gene Ontology annotation, molecular function: magnesium ion binding; ATP binding; ATPase-coupled intramembrane lipid carrier activity. The transcript is spliced from 11 exons.
CUCUCUCUCUCUCUCUCUUUCUGUUCAUCGAGACUUUCUCUCUCUAGUCUGUCUCCUUCCUCUUCCUCGAUCUGUAACUCUACGCAGCUGCCUGCCCCCUUCCCACAUUGCUCCGUCUUUGUCCGUCCUGGAGAUGGACGGUGGCCCCGAACUUCGGUUAUAGAUGAAGAAAUUGGUACAAGGGGCACGAUUAAUUGUUUGUUGCAAGCAAGAUUUUAAGCGACUGCUUGAGCUGAAAUCCAGCUAAAUGGCUCGUGGGAGAAUAAGGGCAAGGAUAAGGCGGAGCAACCUUUACACAUUUGCUUGCCUUCGACCCAGAACCACCGAGGACGGUGCCCAUUCCCUUGAAGGCCCUGGGUUCUCGCGAACUGUUCAUUGCAACCAGCCUCAUCUCCAUGAAAAGAAACCUCUACAUUACUGCAAGAAUAAUAUAUCAACUACAAAAUAUAACGUUAUCUCGUUUUUGCCCAAGGCUCUCUUUGAGCAAUUUCGACGAGUUGCCAAUAUAUAUUUUCUUUUGGCUGCAUGCCUCUCAGCCUCUCCAAUUUCACCUUUCACACCAGUGAGCAUGAUUGCUCCUUUGGCAUUUGUUGUGGGGCUUAGUAUGGCAAAGGAGGCACUGGAAGAUUGGCGGAGGUUUCUUCAGGAUGUCAAGGUUAAUCGUCGGAAGGUCAGUGUCCAUAAAGGCAAUGGUGUUUUUGAUUUGACGGCAUGGCAGAAGAUAAGGGUUGGAGAUGUGGUAAAAGUAGAAAAGGAUCAAUUUUUCCCUGCCGACUUGCUUCUGUUGUCAUCAAGUUAUGAUGAUGGUAUAUGCUAUGUGGAAACUAUGAAUUUAGACGGUGAAACGAACUUGAAAGUGAAGAGAUCUUUGGAGGUUACCUUGCCUCUUGAUAAUGAUGAUGCUUUUAAGGAUUUUAGAGGAACAAUACAAUGUGAAGACCCAAAUCCCAAUCUUUACACAUUUGUUGGUAACAUUGAUCAUGAACGUCAGGUUUAUCCUAUCGAUCCUGUCCAAAUUCUCCUCCGAGAUUCAAAGCUGAGAAACACUGAUCAUGUCUAUGGGGUUGUCAUUUUCACCGGUCAUGACAGCAAAGUGAUGCAGAAUUCUACCAGUUCCCCUUCAAAAAGGAGCAGAAUAGAAAAGAAGAUGGAUUAUAUCAUAUAUCUUCUUUUCACCGUCCUUAUUUUAAUAUCUAUGAUAAGUUCUAUAGGAUUUGCUAUAAAAACCAAGUUUCAAACCCCAGACUGGUGGUACUUACAGCCCAUGGAAGCCGAGUACCAGUAUAAUCCCAACAAUGCUACCUUGGCUGGGAUGAGCCAUCUUAUAACUGCACUCAUUCUUUAUGGAUAUUUGAUACCCAUAUCACUCUAUGUGUCAAUUGAACUUGUGAAGGUUCUACAAGCAAGCUUCAUCAACAAAGACUUACAGAUGUUUGAUGAAGAAACUGGGACACCAGCUGAUGCACGAACGUCAAAUUUGAACGAAGAGCUGGGUCAGGUAGACACUAUCCUUUCUGACAAAACUGGCACUUUAACCUGCAACCAGAUGGAUUUUUUGAAAUGCUCCAUUGCUGGUAUGGCGUAUGGAGUGCACUCCAGUGAAGUUGAACUUGCUGCAGCAAAGCAGAUGGCUUCUGAUUUUGAGGAACAGGAGCCAGAUCUCUCUAAUUUCCCCCUGCCUAAGAAUAAAGCACGAGGUUUGUCUGAAACUAAUAGAAUAGGUGGUGAAGAAAUUGAAAUGGAGCCCGUUGUUACUUCUAAGAGUGAUGAGAGUAAAAGGCCUUCCAUAAAGGGAUUUAAUUUUGAAGACAGCAGGAUCAUGAACUGCAACUGGUUGAAAGAGGCCAAUUCUGAUGUUCACUUGUUGUUUUUCCGAAUAUUAGCAGUUUGCCAUACUGCCAUUCCUGAGAUGAAUGAGGAGACUGGCAGUUUUACAUAUGAAGCUGAGUCACCAGAUGAGGGGGCUUUUCUUGCAGCAGCCAGAGAAUUUGGUUUUGAAUUUUGUAAAAGGAAUCAGUCUAGUAUUUUCAUCCGUGAAAGACUGUCUCCCUCUGGACAACCAGUUGAAAGGGAGUACAAAAUCCUGAAUUUAUUGGACUUCACUAGUAAAAGAAAACGAAUGUCUGUGGUUGUACGUGAUGAGGAUGGCAACAUUCUUCUUAUGUGCAAGGGUGCAGACAGUAUCAUAUUUGAUCGUUUGUCAAAGAAUGGAAAAACAUUUCUGGACGCUACUACCAGACAUAUAAAUGAAUACGGAGAAUCUGGUUUGCGAACACUAGCCUUGGCUUAUAGAAAGCUUGAUGAGCAAGAGCACUCUGCUUGGAAUACUGAAUUCCAGAAAGCCAAAGCUGCUGUUGGGUCUGACAGAGAGGAAACUCUUGAACGAUUAUCAGAUAUAAUUGAGAGAGAGUUGAUUCUUGUCGGAGCUACUGCUGUUGAAGACAAACUGCAGAAAGGAGUGCCCCAAUGCAUUGACAAACUUGCACAAGCUGGUCUUAAGAUCUGGGUGUUAACUGGAGAUAAGAUGGAAACUGCAAUCAACAUUGGAUUCGCUUGUAGUUUGCUUCGACAGGGCAUGAAGCAGAUAUGUAUAACUACUGUGAACUCAGAUUCAUUAACCAACGGUGGAAAAGAGAUCAUCAAGGAGAACAUUUUGAACCAAAUCACCAAUGCCUCACAAAUGAUCAAACUGGAGAAAGAUCCCCAUGCUGCAUUUGCAUUAAUUAUAGAUGGUAAAACUCUGACAUACACAUUAGAAGAUGAUAUGAAGCACCACUUUUUGGGAUUGGCAGUAGAAUGUGCAUCUGUCAUCUGCUGUCGUGUGUCUCCCAAGCAAAAGGCACUGGUAACAAGGUUGGUGAAGGAAGGAACUGGGAAGACCACCCUAGCAAUAGGUGAUGGUGCAAAUGAUGUUGGCAUGAUUCAAGAAGCAGAUAUUGGUGUUGGUAUUAGUGGAGUUGAAGGUAUGCAGGCGGUGAUGGCCAGCGACUUUGCCAUUGCCCAAUUUAGGUUUUUGGAGCGUCUUCUGGUAGUCCAUGGACACUGGUGUUACAAGAGAAUUGCACAAAUGAUAUGCUACUUUUUCUACAAAAAUAUAGCAUUUGGCCUGACCAUAUUCUAUUUUGAGGCCUUUACCGGUUUCUCUGGGCAGUCAGUUUAUGAUGACUGGUACAUGUUAUCGUUCAACGUUGUUCUUACGUCUUUACCUGUCAUCUCCCUCGGGGUUUUUGAGCAAGAUGUUUCAUCAGAAGUUUGCUUGCAGUUUCCCGCACUUUACCAGCAAGGACCCAAAAACCUGUUUUUUGACUGGUAUAGAAUAUUGGGAUGGAUGGGCAAUGGUCUUUAUUCCUCUCUCAUCAUCUUCUUCCUUAACGUCAUCAUCUUCUAUGACCAAGCGUUCCGUGCCAAUGGCCAGACUGCUGACAUGGCUGCUGUAGGCACCACAAUGUUCACUUGCAUCAUUUGGGCUGUAAAUCUUCAGAUUGCUCUGACAAUGAAUCACUUUACCUGGAUCCAACACCUACUGGUCUGGGGCAGUGUAACCACAUGGUACCUAUUUCUCUUGCUGUAUGGCAUGAUUUCUCCGUACUAUUCCAAGAAUGCCUACCAAAUACUUGUUGAAGCUCUUGGUCCUGCACCUCUUUACUGGAUAGCAACCAUUUUAGUAACAGUCACCUGCAAUCUUCCUUAUCUUACCCACAUAUCCUUCCAAAGAUGUUUUAAUCCGAUGGACCAUCACAUCAUCCAAGAAAUUAAGUACUACAAGAAGGACGUUGAAGAUCAAAACAUGUGGACUAGGGAAAGGUCUAAGGCCAGACAGGAGACAAAGAUUGGUUUCACAGCAAGAGUGGAAGCCAAGAUCAGGCAAUUGAAGGGAAGGCUGCAGAAGAAGCAAUCGGCCAUAGGUGCCUUGUCACCAUCAAGAAACUUAUAAAUAUUAUUUUUAAUAGGGUAGGAAAUUUUUAGGCUUGCUCAAUUUUUUCCCUCUCUCUCUUAGUAGCCUUCCUUGUUGUUUAUUUUUCCCCUGCUUGUUUUGGUUUGCUUAUAAAAAAGGUUAUCUGAUAGGGAGCUGUUGUAUGUAUCAUCCUGCUUAUACUAGUUUGUUUACAGACUGAUAGUUCCAUUCGUUAUUAUGGAGAAGCAACGGGGGUUGUUGUAUAUGUUAGUUAGAGGUUGACAUUAUGUUAAAUUCUUGAUGCAUCAGAUUUAUUUGAUUCUCUAGUCAGAUGGUUAUGAUUCAA